CACUCCACACAUAAAAAACCCUGAUUUACAUUUUUCAUCGACGCCGCUGCUUCUCCACAGUGAAAUGUGCACACUUGAAAAAUCCACCUAUUUCCUUUCACUAUUAGAGCUUCCCUUCCAACGAUCUCCUCUCAACUUUGACACCAGAAUUCACACAUCUCAAAUCGCAUUGAAAUAUGAAAUAAGGUUCACGGAUACGUUGUUGUUGGAAAAUUUCAGCUCUUCCGAUUACAUUUUUUAUUACGAAACUGGAGGAAAGUAUUAAUUUUUACAGAGGGGCAAAACGCGGAUUAUUCUACGCAAUCGUUCUCCAAAAACAAUCUCACUUAUCUAUAAGGUGAUUGAUUAGCAUUAAUCAAUAUAUUUCAGCAGUGGAUGAUAAGGUGAUUCAUUAGCAUUAUUCAAUUGUUAAUUUAAGAAUUUUUUUUUUAAUAAUUAUAUAGGUAGAUAGAUAUAGAUUGGUUUGCUUAUGUAUAGAUUUCCCUUAUUAGAAGCUAUACCUUUGGAUGAAGCCACCUGUUCCGCCGACGCCGGUAUCCAAACCUUACUUUUUCUACGGCCACCGCAAACCCUCCCAGAACUGCCCCACCGUCCGCGGCGGUUUAUUCUCCAACCGCCAAACUCUAAACCCGAAGAAACUCGUCCGCCCCACCGAGGAGCCGUUUGACCUCCAGAAAUGGGAUCCGGACCAUAGAGCAAACCAAACACCUUUCCAUGUGAAAGACCCUUCUGAAAGAUUCUUCAUUUUAGCCAAGAACCUGUCUCCUAUCGCUAGAUACAUUGUAGAUGCCUUCAGAAAUCAUAAGUACUGGACCCCGGAGCUGGUGGCUGACCUUAAUCGCCUGCGCCGUGUGACACCGAAGCUGGUGUCCGAGGUUCUCAAGUUUCCUGACGUUGAUCCUAGGCUCUCAUCCAAGUUCUUUAACUGGGCUGGCAAGCAGAAGGGCUAUCGGCAUGAUUUCGCCUGUUACAAUGCUUUUGCUUACUUUCUGAAUCGGGCAAAUCACUUUCGGGCCGCUGAUCAGGUGCCUGAAUUGAUGCAUAUGCAAGGGAAGCCACCUACUGAGAAACAAUUUGAAAUGUUGAUUAGGAUGCAUGCUGAUGCUAAAAGAGGUCUACGGGUACACUCUGUCUAUGAGAAAAUGAAGAAGUUUGGUGUAAAACCACGAGUAUUUUUGUAUAACAGAAUUAUGGAUGCAUUAGUUAAGACUAACCAUGUAGAUUUAGCCAUGUCAGUUUAUAAUGACUUCAAGGCGGAUGGUUUGGUGGAGGAAAAUGUGACUUAUAUGAUUUUGUGCAAGGGCUUAUGUAAAGCUGGACAGAUGGAUGAAGUGUUUAGCCUUUUGGAUAAGAUGAGGAAGAAUCUGUCCAAGCCAGAUGUUUUUGCGUACACGGCUAUGGUAAAGGUGUUGAUCUCAGAAAAAAAUUUGGAUGGUUGUUUAAUGGUGUGGGAAGAGAUGCUAAAGGAUCGUGUUGAUCCUGAUGUCAUGGCUUAUACUACUUUGGUCAUGGCGCUUUGUAAAGGUAACCAUGUUGACAAGGGUUACGAAUUGUUUAAGGAGAUGAAAGAGAGAAAUUAUUUGAUAGACAGGGCAGUUUAUGGAACUCUGAUUGAAGCAUAUGUUGUAGAUGAGAGGGUGGGUUUAGCUUGUGGAUUGCUCAAAGAUUUACUGGAAUCAGGGUACAGGGCAGAUUUGGCAAUAUAUAACUCCCUAAUAAAUGGGUUGUGUACAGCAAAGAAGGUUGACAGAGCUUAUAAGCUUUUCCAUGUGACAGUUCGAGAAGAUCUUCAACCAGAUUUUGAUUCUGUUAAUCCCAUCUUAGUGUCUUAUGCAGAGUCAAAAAGAUUAAAAGAAUUUUGCGAGUUUCUUGAGCAAAUGCAGAAACUUGGGCUUUUUUUCACUGAGUAUCUAGUCAAAUUCUUUUCUGGCUUGGUAGAGAGGGUGGAUGGUGUCGUGGUGGCUCUGGAAGUGUUUGAAUACUUGAAAAUGCAAAAGUAUAUUACUGUUCCAGUUUACAAUAUACUUAUGGAGGCGCUUUACAAGAAUGGUGAGGAAAAGAAGGCAUUGGCACUCUUCAAUGAACUUAAUGAACUUGGCAUGGUACUCGAUUCAUCUACUUACAGUAAUGCAAUUUUAUGUUUUGUUGAAGUUGGAGAUGUAAAAGAGGCUUGCAUUUGGUACAACAGGAUAGUCGAAAUAUCAUCUGUUCCUUCACUUGAUGCUUAUUCAUCUCUUGUUAAAGGCCUCUCUAAAAUGGGAGAGUUAGAUGCUGCUAUGUUGCUGAUUCGUGACUGCUUGGCCAAUGUGGAAAGUGGUCCAUUGGAAUUUAAGUACACUCUCACAAUUAUCCACGUUUGCAAGUCGAAUGAUGCCACAAAGGUAAUUCAAGUUGUAAAUGAAAUGGUGGAACAAGGUUGUCCUCCAAGUGCUGUUACAUGUGCUGCUAUUAUUUAUGGCAUGUGCAAGCACGGAACAAUGGAAGAGGCGAGGAAAGUCUUCUCAAUCAUGAAAGAUUCCAAAUUUCUCAUUGAAGCUGAUGUAAUAGUCUAUGAUGAGAUGCUUGGAGACCACAUGAAGAAGACGGCUGCAGGUUUACUGUUCUCCGGGAUAAGAUUCUUUGGCCUGGAGUCAAAAUUGAAGGCAAAGGGCUGUUCAGUUCUCUCCAGUUGAACACAUGAGCCAAGCAAUGAUGAUCCCUCUGAGCCAGGACUUUUUCCGGUGGAUGAUACAAAGACAAGAAGAUGGUUAUGCUCGGCUUAAACGUUGUAUAUCGAUUGGUGACAUCACCACCUGGCAGGUGCCUCCUGUUGUGAAAAAUAUGGCUUUUCAGAAGUACAGCCAUAUGGAUCAAAGUCUUUUCACAAGAUUCUUCCGUAUGGGAAUUCCCUAUAUUGAGCUCAACGCCCACGGAAGAGCUAGGCCUAGUUUAGCUCGACUUUACAAUUGGAGGUAUAAAGAUCUUGGAGAUCUACCAUAUGUGAGAGAGAAUGAUAUCUCUUGCCAGGCAAAUGCUGGAUUCUUCUUCGACUAAAAGUUGGUGGACGUUCCCGAUUACCAUGGGAGAGGUGAGUCUGCUCCUUCUCCGUGGUUCUAUCAAAAUGAAUGAGAGGCUAAGUAUGUUGUUAGUGUGUGUAUUGCUUGGGUAUCCAGCCGUAGAUGUGUCCCAUAUGAUUUCAUUGGUCCACCUCACAAGGUUACCAAUGUUAUUACCUUGAUAUACUAUGCUUACAAUUGGCAAUAUAGUUAUGUACUGCAAUCUGUUGACACUAGAAAUUUAGAUGUAGAGGCUCUUCAUGUGCUGCUCUGUUUGCACAGUCAUGCCGUUUUUGAUGAGUGGUAGGUAGUGUAGUGAAUUAUAGCUAACAAAAUAACAUAAUUCAGAAAACUAGUUUUUUUUGCACGCUUCAAUAUGGAUGCUACAUGUUCAAGUUUAACUAAAUUUGAUA
This is a messenger RNA of Salvia splendens (bonfire salvia), 3448 nucleotides long. Its product is annotated as pentatricopeptide repeat-containing protein At4g20740. The transcript has 2 exons. The coding region runs from base 507 to 2672 and encodes 721 amino acids. NCBI's taxonomy places the organism in Eukaryota, Viridiplantae, Streptophyta, Magnoliopsida, Lamiales, Lamiaceae. The record is from RefSeq and is a predicted model, not a curated record. Gene Ontology annotation, molecular function: protein binding.